GAUUCCCCAACUUAUCGCCAAACGUCAAACAUCGUUUGAUUUUACCAAUACGAAAUGCGGCAAACGUGAAUAUGUCGGUUUUGGAGUCAAUGGUGCACCAAUUUAUUGUGAUAUUGCCGAGUUUCCAAUGCCCGCAAUACGUUUUCGUGAAACCGAUGCCACAAUUUGUGCUUUACGUGAAAAGGAGAAAGGCGAUUGGAAGAAGUUAUCCAAGGAGGAAAUCAAAACUCUUUACCGUUAUAGUUUUUGUCAAACCUUUGCCGAAUUUAAAGCACCCACCGGGGAAUGGAAACAUCAUUUGGGUGUGGGACUGUGGGCAUGUGCCAUCGGUAUUGUGUGGACGGCAUUUGUUAAUUGGUAUCAUCGUGAUUUACCCGAUACCUUCGAUGAAGAUCGUCGUCAGGCUCAAUUGAAGAGGAUUAUUGCAUUGGAAAUAAAUCCCAUUGAGGGAAUAUCAUCGAAAUGGGAUUAUGAAGUUGGUGAUUGGAAAUGAGU
Messenger RNA from Musca vetustissima, 495 nucleotides. Its product is annotated as cytochrome c oxidase subunit 4 isoform 2, mitochondrial-like. The record is from RefSeq and is a predicted model, not a curated record. The transcript has a single exon. NCBI's taxonomy places the organism in Eukaryota, Metazoa, Arthropoda, Insecta, Diptera, Muscidae. Gene Ontology annotation, biological process: mitochondrial electron transport, cytochrome c to oxygen. The annotation marks the transcript as partial.